UAUAACAUUAGGUGUUGCAGUUGUUAACGAUUUAGUUUAGGUGUGACUAAACGCCCCACAAGACAAACAAUGAGUCUUUUACCUCGCACGGCUGAGGAGUUCAGCUCUGCAGAAUACUGGGAGAAAUUUUUCAAGAAACGCGGUGAGAAGGCUUUUGAAUGGUAUGGCGACUACAACAAACUGUGCGGCGUGUUACACAAGUACAUCAAAGUACAAGAUAAGGUGUUAGUAGUUGGCUGUGGUAACUCUGAGCUCAGUGAACAACUGUAUGAUGUUGGUUACAAACAUCUCACAAACAUUGACAUCAGCGAAACAGUUGUGACGCACAUGAACCAGCGAAAUGCUGCUCGCAGACCUGGCUUAACCUUUCAUCAAGUGGAUGCUACACAAACUCCAUAUGAGGAUGCCACUUUCCAGGCUGCUCUUGACAAAGGCACCUUGGAUGCAAUGGCAUCUGAAGAAGAGGGAGCUUUGGCUAGAAACAUGCUAACUGAGGUCGGUCGUGUGCUCAGUGUCGGUGGGCGGUAUGUUUGUGUGACACUGGCACAGGAAAGUGUGAUCAAGUUGGCAGUGGAGCACUUCGUGAAAGUUGGGUAUGCAGUGAGGCUCCACUGCCUGCAAGAAGAAAACAAUACGGAAGAGGACUCCUUUGCACUCCCAGUUUUUGUCCUGGUCUGCACGAAGUUUCGUCAGCCUAUGCCUACACCCAUUUUGGAAAUGUGUCUUGGAGAGAAUGGAACCCCUGUUCGUCACACACAGGUUAAAGAGUUACUAUCGGCUGUGAGGGAGCAUCAGGCUUACUCUGUCUUGAGAAAGAAACUCCGCACAGGAACAGAUGCCAGCUCCAACCUCUCGCUCACCCUGUGUCACACCAAGACUGGUCUCCCCAGAUACAGUCUCGCAGUACAAGACUGUGCCCCAGGUGCCAAAGUGCCAAGAACAAAUCAGUUUGCCAUAUUUAUCGUUCCUCAAGGGAGUGAGACAGCUUGGCUCUAUAGUUCAAGUGAGGGGCGAAGGCAGCUAGCAGCCAGUGCAAACUUUCGGCGUUUGGUUGUUGUUACAAUGCACAGGAAUCAGGAGUACCCAGGCAUGGAAGCUGUCCAGUCAGAACUCUCACCAAUGGUGAUGGACUUAGCACCCCCUGGCAUGCCUGCCAACCAUCAGGUGCCAUUUUUGUCAGUGGGAGGUGAUCUUGGAUGGAGAGAGGAGGUCAGCAGGGGUGUGAGUCAGCUGAGUGGGGAAUACUGUGUGGAGAAUGUCAAAGGAGAGGAUGGUGGACUCUACCGUAGGCUUGUGUUCCUGUCUAACACUGGCCUUGUUCAAUCAGAGAGCCGCCUCAUCGCCACAAAAACUGCAUCAAGUCACAAGAAGAAGAACAAGAAGAAGGCCAAUGCAGCUGCAGCUCUAGUAACAUCGUCAUCCUCAAUGAUGGUGGACAGUGGUUUUCUCUGUUGCACUCACCAUGAAGUCAUGGUGGCCAGCCUUGCGAUGCUUGGCAUUGGGACCCCACAGAAUAAAGAUAUUCCAGUGUCAGUGCUACUGGUGGGUCUUGGUGGUGGAGGUUUGCCUCAGUUUCUGCGAGACUUUGUGCCCAACACUACAGUGGAGGUUGUAGAACUUGACCCUGCUGUGUUGGAAGUGGCAAAGCAGUGGUUUGGGUUCCAGCCAGAUCACCGUCUGACUGUCACUGUUGGUGAUGGUCUUGAUCGCAUCUCUGCACUAGAGAAAGAAGGUGGUAUUUUAUUUGACAGCAUCAUGUUUGAUGUUGACAACAAGGACAGCACUUUGGGUAUGAGCUGUCCUCCUGCUGCCUUUGUGGAAACCCCCAUGCUGCAAAAAGUUUGGAGAUUAUUAACCCCCAGAGGUGUGUUUAUGCUGAACCUUGCAUGUCGAGACUCCACCCUGAGGAACAGUGUACUUGAGCGUGUGCGUGGUGUGUUUCCUACUGUUCUUUCUCGGAAGAUUGAAGAGGAGACCAAUGAAAUCCUUCUGUGUGCUCGAGACUCAUUGGAUGCUGCCCAGAUCCUCCCAUCCAUGAAUCAAGCUGGAAAAGAUCUGCAAAGCUCGCUGUGCUCGGACAGAACUGAACCCAACCGCAAGCCACAUAUAGACAUCGCAACAUUGUUAAAGGACCUUAAAGUGGAGUGAGGCUUGAUUGCCACCAAGAGUGUCUAUGGGGUUUUAAUGUGUUGAUUCUGUUUGGAAAAAGAAAUAUGGUGAAGGUUGUGAGAUGUAAACAAUGAUUUUCAAUGCAGUGUAACAUGUAUAAAUGCGUCUAAUGCAGGAGUGCUUCUAAGAAAAAUUAAUGAUAAGAAUUGUAUAAGAAAAACUGAUUUUGUCAGUUAUUGUGAUGCUCAUAACCAGAACUGUUUACAACAUCUUUAAGUAUUUUAAUCAUCAUCGUUAUAACCAAUUGGGUUAUACAUUUUUUUAAAGAGCAUAUUAUCAUAUGAAAUAUUCUCAUAUUUUGGGAUAUGAUGCUGUUUUUGAAGACUUUGAUCCAUCUUUUCUAAUACGACUUUAUCCAGCUUAGCGUCACCAGUCCAUCGUACUGCAAAUACAGAGGAAUAGACAGUCACACUUGUUCACAUUCACAUUUACAGGUAAUAUUGAAUAACCUGAAAGUCAUAUCUUUGAAGUGUGGGGAAAAAAGAAACCCCCGGCAUUCACAAGAGAGCAUGUGGAGCUGCUGGAUUUUCUUUGUAAAAGUAUGAAAUGACUGUGUUGUACUUGGCGCUAUGAAGCUGAGUUGAACUGAACAUGCAAACUCCAACACAGUAAAGCACCAAAGCCUGUUCUCAAAUCUGUCAAAUUAUUGGUGAGCGGUUGGUGUACUAACCUCAAGAGCUUUCAAAACUUUUUUUAAAAACUUAGUAAUUGAAAAUUACUUUAAAACAAACAAGCGCAGUCUUAUAAAACUUUUUGGUAUACUGUAUGGACCUAGAAUUUGUGAGAAGACUGUGUGAUAAAGAUUCUGCAUGAUGAUUGCAUCUUUAUGCCAUUUUCACCUAAUUUUUGCUAACAUUUGAAACAAUUUAAUAACAGCUUUUUAAAUCAGUGGUUGACCAAAUAGGAAGAGACGAUAUUGAACAUGUCACUGAUGAUAUGUUGGUCAUUAUAGGAGAAUAUACACACUUUGUAAGCAUGGUAUUAAAACUAUAUUAUACUGUAUUGACAAAAGUUUCACUUUGCAUUAUAAGUAUGGUACUCUUAAAA
This is a messenger RNA of Salarias fasciatus (jewelled blenny), 3216 nucleotides long. RefSeq names its product methyltransferase 13, eEF1A lysine and N-terminal methyltransferase (gene mettl13). Bases 70 to 2148 code for a protein of 692 amino acids. The transcript has 9 exons. NCBI's taxonomy places the organism in Eukaryota, Metazoa, Chordata, Actinopteri, Blenniiformes, Blenniidae. The record is from RefSeq and is a predicted model, not a curated record.